AUGGCCCUGAUGAAUUGUUCGUCUCCGGAGAGACUCGAUUUGUCUUCCAAUUCCUUGUAUGGCACCAUUCCUGCAGAAUUGUCUUCACUUACCCGACUGCGGGAACUACGGGUCAGUAAUAAUAGCCUUGGAGGAUCAAUUUAUUUUCUCAUGAACUAUACUGAUUUGAAGUUAUUGGAGUUAGGGAAAAACAAGUUUGAAGGUACAAUUCCAGAGGUUAUAGGCUAUAAGUUACCCAAAUUGCAAUUUAUGGAUCUGAUGUACAAUCAGUUAAACGGCAGCAUCCCAAAAUCUCUAGGAAAUUGUUCCGCGCUCCGUUAUUUUGCAGUAGAUUAUAACAACUUGAGCGGAGCAAUACCCCGAGAAUUUACGAUGCUGACUCGUCUACAGACACUUGUUCUUGCUGCUAAUAACUUCGAGGGAAAUAUUUUUCCGCUUCUGUUAAACUGUACACAAUUGCAGUUUUUUGGACUGGCAGUAAAUAUGUUCGUGGGCUCCAUUCCUGCAGAUAUUGGCCUUAAGCUCCCCAACUUACAAGUAUUUUAUGCUGGAGGUAAUCAAUUUCAUGGGGUUAUCCCAAAGUCUGUAGGAAAUUGUUCUCAACUCUCAAUUCUUGAUCUCUCAUUCAACCUUUUAAGUGGUGUGGUGCGUCAAGAAUUGGGAAGGCUAACUGCUCUGCAGAGACUGUACCUUGGAUCUAAUAGCCUGUCAAAUGGACACUGUGCUACAGUGUGUGUAUUAGAUGUACUUUCUAACUGCUCCAUCCUUGAAGUGCUGGAACUGCAUGGAAACAAUUUCAGUGGCAUUUUAUCAAGGGGCAUAGGAAACCUCUCUCCUAGGCUAUCAAAACUGCUUUUGGGCGGCAACAACAUCACUGGAAACAUACCAGACGAGAUUGGCAACCUUACUGAGUUGACCAAUUUCAAUCUCAGUGAUAACAAUGUAAUUGGGCAGGUUCCGAGUGCAUUGGGCCAUCUGAAGAAUCUACAAUUGUUGGAUUUGAGCUCCAAUAAAUUGCAAGGCAGCAUUCCGUUAGAGUUUAAGAUGCUGGUAAACCUAGUAUAUCUAUUGCUUGCGCUAAAUCAAAUUUCUGGAGAAAUUCCUUCAAAUUUGGGUAGUCUGCAACAGCUGACGGAACUUCAAUUAAGUCAUAAUGAGCUCACAGGAAGGAUACCGAAUGCCAUUGGGCAUUGUUUCCGCCUGUUGAAGAUUGACCUCUCAUACAACAGCCUUACAGGAAAUAUCCCCAUGGAAAUCUCAAACCUCAGUUCAUUGGCAUUUUAUCUCAAUUGUUCACACAAUUCAUUGACAGGAAGAUUGCCUUCGCUGGGAAGAAUGGAACAGAUGCUCUGGAUUGAAAUACCUGAACCUUGCCGAAAACGAAUUUGGGGGAAUGGUGCCAAUAUCAAUAGGGCAGCUUAA
Cryptomeria japonica (Japanese cedar) is the source of this 1422-nucleotide messenger RNA. Its product is annotated as LRR receptor-like serine/threonine-protein kinase RGI1. Lineage: Eukaryota; Viridiplantae; Streptophyta; Pinopsida; Cupressales; Cupressaceae. The record is from RefSeq and is a predicted model, not a curated record. Gene Ontology annotation, molecular function: protein binding. The transcript is spliced from 2 exons. Bases 1 to 1422 code for a protein of 473 amino acids.